AUGAUGUGCUGCAAAAGAAACAGUCCGCGCACCGUACCGAUCACAAUGGCCAGUAUCCUUUUGCUGGGUGGUGUCGCGCUACUCUGCCUUCUACCAACACCAACCACCGCACAACCGAUCGAUAUGUUGGAUCAAAUCGGUUCGGAAAGCAGACGAAUGUUCUACAAAAUGCUCGAAUAUCUCGGUGACUACGACGAGCUGGAGGACGAUGGACCACGGGAGCGCGAGGAAAAGGUUGGCUCGCUACCACUGCAGACGAGCAAUCGGGUCGAGGUGGCGGCCGGUGGACGAGACGAGCAGUGCAAGUUGCCCCCGAGACGCGGUGUGUGCCGUGCGCUUCUUCCCCGUUACAGAUACGACCCAGCCCAGCAGGAAUGUAUCGAAUUUAAGUUCGGUGGCUGCGACGGAAACGCGAACAACUUCAUGUCUUACAAACAGUGCAUGGAAGCGUGUAAGGGUGUUUGA
This is a messenger RNA of Anopheles maculipalpis, 465 nucleotides long. RefSeq names its product kunitz-type protease inhibitor 2-like. Lineage: Eukaryota; Metazoa; Arthropoda; Insecta; Diptera; Culicidae. The coding region runs from base 1 to 465 and encodes 154 amino acids. Gene Ontology annotation, molecular function: serine-type endopeptidase inhibitor activity. The record is from RefSeq and is a predicted model, not a curated record. The transcript is spliced from 2 exons.